Messenger RNA from Lactuca sativa (garden lettuce), 812 nucleotides. Its product is annotated as 17.6 kDa class I heat shock protein-like. The record is from RefSeq and is a predicted model, not a curated record. Lineage: Eukaryota; Viridiplantae; Streptophyta; Magnoliopsida; Asterales; Asteraceae.
GAGAAGUCUGGAAAGCGGAAAUCGCCGCCUCAAGGCUCAAUCUUUUCUCACCUAUAAAUAACUCUAUGUCUCUAUCCUCUCAGGUCUCAGUGAAGAACAGUAUAAUUGACACCACUAGAGAUAAACCUUUCAAAGUAUCAAACAUGUCGGUCAUUCCAAGCUUCUUUGGCGGCAGGAGGAGCAGCGUAUAUGACCCUUUCUCCCUCGACAUCUGGGACCCUUUUCAGGGAAUCUCCAGCGCCGUUGGAAACACCCCUGAAUCUACACACGAAACAGCAGCAAUCGCCGGGACAAGAAUUGAUUGGAAGGAAACGGCGGAGGCGCAUGUUUUUAAGGCGGACUUGCCUGGGAUGAAAAAGGAGGAGGUGAAGGUGGAGGUUGAGGAUGGAAGGGUGUUGCAGAUAAGCGGAGAGAGGAGCAGAGAACAUGAGGAGAAGAAUGACAAGUGGCAUAGGGUGGAGAGGAGCUCCGGGAAGUUUUUCAGGAGGUUCAGGUUGCCAGAGAAUGCAAAGAUGGAUCAAGUAAAGGCUAUAAUGGAAAACGGCUUGCUGACAGUGACUGUGCCCAAGGAGGAAGAGAAGAAGCCAGAAGUGAAGGCUAUUGAUAUCUCCGGAUAGGUUUUUGUAUAGAAUGUAAUAAUCUAGUCGUGUAGUGUGGUGUGGGUUUUGUGAGAUUAUUUGUAUGGUUAUUAAGUUCUUUUAACUUUUUAUGUUAAGUCGUCAAUAAAAGCUUUGUAUUAUAUACUAUUGUAAAAGUAUAUAUUCACAAUUGAGGGUGACAUGAGAAACCUUAUAAAUCCUUUUAAUUUUUCA